GUGAAGCCAACUAAUACGGAAAAGUAUUUUAUUAUUAUUUUUAUUGUUGAGAUAACAAAAUAACAAUAUAAAAAUAAAAUCACGGUCCAAUGCUGCCUAUCAAUCGCUUCUCUGUUUUCCGUCCAAAUCAAACACCGCUGUCUUCCUUUUCUUUCCCGGGAAACAAACAAACAAAACAAACUCACAGCCCGUACUACGCGUCCAUGUACAAAGUAACUCAGGUUGACACCCAUAUCCGCCUUUCUCAUUUUCUUUUCUUCUUUCUCUGGGAAAUCUUGGAUCAGGGUUUUAGAACUUUCUAGUUUUUUUUUUUUUUCUUUCUCCUUUUUCUUUUUUUCUGGGUUUUCUCUUUCUGGGUCAUAUGGGUUCCAGUUUCUCUUUGCUCACUUCAGAACCAGAUGGGUCUCUUCCUUCGCAAUCAAAACCUGGUCUUGGUGACUUGCCUGAGGGUUGUGUGGCUUUGAUUCUUGAAUAUUUGGAGCCGCAAGAGAUUUGCAAAUUGGCGAGGCUGAAUCGGGCUUUUCGUGGAGCUUCUUGGGCCGAUUUCGUUUGGGAAUCGAAAUUGCCAUCGAAUUAUGAGGGUAUUGUUCGGAAAGUGUUCGGUGAUUCUGUGGGAAAUUUGGGUAAGAGAGAGAUUUUUGCGAAGCUUUGUCGGCCCAAUACUUUUGAUAAGGGGACCAAGAAAGUCUGGCUGGAUAAAAGUACAGGUGGUGUUUGUAUGUCAAUUUCUUCAAAGGGAUUAGCAAUCACAGGGAUCGAUGAUCGAAGAUAUUGGAAUUAUAUUCCAACUGAAGAAUCAAGAUUUCGCACUGUUGCAUAUCUCCAGCAAAUUUGGUGGUUUGAAGUUGAUGGAGAAAUCGAGUUUCCAUUACCUCCAGGGACUUACAGUCUAUUUUUCAGGCUGCAGUUGGGGAAAGCCUACAAGAGGUUUGGUCGCCGAAUCUGCAACCUCGAGCACAUACACGGUUGGGACAUAAAGCCAGUUCGAUUCCAGCUAUGGACUUCUGAUGGUCAGAAUACCACAUCCCAUUGCUUUUUGGGCGAGCCUGGAAAAUGGAAGAUCUACCAUGUUGGAGACUUUGUUGUGGACAAAUCGAAUGCAGCAACAAAGAUCAAGUUCUCAAUGACUCAGAUUGAUUGCACGCAUACAAAAGGUGGUCUCUGUUUAGACUCUGUACUUAUAUACCCAAGUGAAUGUAGAGAGAGGUUAAAGCAUUUUUAGAUCGCACUUGACCUCUGAAGAUAGGACAGUUUCCAUGUAUUAUAGAGAAAGUAGGCGAUGCCUGAAGAAAAACGUUCAAUCUGGAAGCCCCAUGUAUUAAAAAGCAAGGCAACUAGGAAAUGUGAAUAUGUUGUUUCAUUUGUUCUACAUAGUGAGUGUUUUCAUGAUUUGUACAUCUCCAUUUAAAGGGCUUUUUUGCGUCCUGUGGGAUUUUGGUUGAUCAUGCAAGUUGCUAGUUGUAGUAUGAUUGGCUUUUUCUAUCAUUUUGUUGUUUAAAGAGUCUCAACUGGAGUUCCAUUUUUUUCA
This is a messenger RNA of Ziziphus jujuba (common jujube), 1528 nucleotides long. Its product is annotated as F-box protein PP2-A12. Lineage: Eukaryota; Viridiplantae; Streptophyta; Magnoliopsida; Rosales; Rhamnaceae. The transcript has 3 exons. The record is from RefSeq and is a predicted model, not a curated record. Bases 362 to 1222 code for a protein of 286 amino acids. Gene Ontology annotation, molecular function: protein binding.